Molecule: messenger RNA, 818 nt
Organism: Dunckerocampus dactyliophorus (ringed pipefish)
Lineage: Eukaryota; Metazoa; Chordata; Actinopteri; Syngnathiformes; Syngnathidae
Gene: triap1
Product: TP53 regulated inhibitor of apoptosis 1
Exons: 1
Coding region: 133-357 (74 amino acids)
Source: RefSeq, a predicted model, not a curated record
CUGCUGGACGAGUGAGCGUACUCUCAAAAAACGAUCUUCGUUACGCUCUGACGCCAGCCGUAGCUUGGUAAAUCUGCUGAGAGUGUGCGUGUGUUGGAGGUGUUUAGCUCCUCGUUAAAGAGCUUCAGCAACAUGAACAGCGUGGGCGAAGCCUGCACGGACCUGAAGCGGGAGUACGACCAGUGUUUUAACCGCUGGUUCGCCGAGAAGUUCCUGAAGGGAGAGAGGAGCGGCGACCCAUGCACGGAGAGUUUCCGGGUGUACCAGCGCUGCGUGCAGAAGGCCAUCAAGGACAAGGACAUCCCCGUCGACGGACUGGACUUCAUGGGGCCCAACAAGGACAAGCCUGAGAGCUGAUGUCCUCGCUGAGGGACCAAUAAGUCAACUCUCCCAGCGCCGAACGGCCCCAUCGAGGCUGGGCCUUAUGAGCAUGCGCACAGAAAGAGCUCAACCGGAACUGAAGUUGUUUUUUUUAGUAAUUGGAACAAAACGUGAAUUCUGGAUUGAACUGAUGUCUGCUUUUUUAAUAGCAUAAACAACUUUGAAUGUCGACGGAAGUGCAUUGAUCAACAUUAACAAUCUUAUUAGCACAUUUAAUAUACGUCUCCUCAUUCACAGUACACUGUUUUUCAAACACAUGAUUUGGACCUUUUUGUUUCUUUACGUUUGUUUUUUUCCACCAUAUUUGACCCUUGGAGCACACUGCAGACACGGAUGAUGAAGACAAGACUUUUCUCUGCGAUCUUUGCAGCAAAACAGAGUGUCAUUUUUGUGAUGAUUGAUGUUCAUUGCCCAAUAAAAUGUCUGCUUUGUUCUGA